Messenger RNA from Helianthus annuus (common sunflower), 2624 nucleotides. RefSeq names its product type I inositol polyphosphate 5-phosphatase 4. Bases 405 to 2084 code for a protein of 559 amino acids. Gene Ontology annotation, biological process: phosphatidylinositol dephosphorylation. The record is from RefSeq and is a predicted model, not a curated record. NCBI's taxonomy places the organism in Eukaryota, Viridiplantae, Streptophyta, Magnoliopsida, Asterales, Asteraceae. The transcript is spliced from 12 exons. Gene Ontology annotation, molecular function: phosphatidylinositol-4,5-bisphosphate 5-phosphatase activity; inositol-polyphosphate 5-phosphatase activity; phosphatidylinositol-3,4,5-trisphosphate 5-phosphatase activity.
UGUACCCAGAACGAGGUUUUUUGCAGAGAAGAAAACCCUCUUCCCAUUUCCCCAAUACCCAACUUUUUAUUUCACAUUUUCUUGAAAUUUUGUAGCUUUGUUUUCUUUCUUUAUUUCUUUCUUUCUGUUUCUUGCGUACACAACAAAUAGGUGUAAGAAGUAAGAAUAGACUCCUGCAGGCAGAAACAACAACACCCAACUGGGGUUUGGUUUCUCUUUGAUUUGACUCUUUGUUUGCAAUUUUUGAAACCAAAAUGCCAAGAAACUGCCACUUUCUUCUCCUCUUUAUAUCUUGAGAUCCAUCACUCUUCUGGGUAUCCAUAAAAAUUCAAUCUUUUUUAUCAUCUCAAGUUAGUUUUUGUAAAUUAAUUACUGGGUAGGAAUCUUUAUGUGGUUUUGAAACAAUGAGAGAUGAAUGCAAGAAGAACAAGGUUUCUUGGCCUAAAACACUCAAGAGAUGGUUUGGUGUUAAGAGCAAAGCUGAAGAUUUUCAUGCUGAUGAUUUUAGUUCUAGAGAUGGAGAUGAAGAAUGGGUCAACAAUAUUAAUGAAAGAGAAGCUUGUAACAUCAAGAAAAACAAAAGAACAGAAAGAUCAAGUAAAAAGAAUGUGAAUAGCCGAAACCGGAGUAGAAUCGAUCUUGAUGCUGGUCAAGUAACAGAUGUCAAUCAUUACAGAAUCUUUGCAGCCACCUGGAAUGUGGCCGGAAAAUCGCCUACGAGUAGUUUGAAUCUUGAAGAUUGGUUACAUACUUCACCGCCAGCCGACAUUUAUGUUCUCGGGUUCCAAGAAAUCGUUCCGCUGAAUGCCGGCAACGUUUUGGGCACCGAAGACAACAUUCCGGCGAAAAAAUGGCUAGCUCUGAUUCGAAAGACGCUCAACAGUCUUCCGGGAACGACUGGUGGAUGCCAGACCCCAUCGCCGGUUCCCGAUCCAGUAGUCGAACUAGACUCCGAUUUCGAAGGAUCAACACGACCACGAACUUCGUCGUUUUUCCAACGUCGGUCUUUCCAAUCGUUGAGCCGGAGCAUGAGGAUGACGGAGUACGGCUUGCAGGUUUCGCAGCCCCAGUUCGAACGCAGAUACAGUGUUUGUGAUCGAGCAAUGUUCGGAAACAGGUCGAGUGAUUACGAUCCGUGUUCGCGGUGGGGUGGUGGAUCUUCGGAUGAAGAUAACGGGCCGGAUGAUUCGCCUUGUUAUAGUAAUUACUCGCAGGCUCCGUUUAGUGGAUUGUUUUCGAUGGAGGAAAGAGAUAAACCGGUUGGGAACUCGAUGUAUUGUUUGGUUGCGAGUAAGCAAAUGGUCGGGAUUUAUCUUACGAUAUGGGUCAAAAGUGAUCUUAGAGACGAUGUUCGUAACAUGAAAGUAUCCUGUGUUGGUAGAGGAUUGAUGGGUUAUCUCGGAAACAAGGGUUCGAUCUCAAUUAGCAUGUCGUUGCAUCAAACGAGCUUUUGCUUCAUAUGUAGUCACUUGACUUCGGGUCAAAAGGAAGGCGAUGAGUUGAGGCGAAACUCUGACGUUAUGGAAAUUCUUAGAAAAACUCGGUUUCCACGCGUUCAAAGAACGGGAGACGAGAAUUCUCCUCAAACGAUCCUCGAGCAUGAUCGAAUCAUAUGGCUUGGUGAUUUGAAUUACCGGAUCGCGCUCUCGUAUCGAGCUGCGAAAGCGCUUGUCGAGAUGCGAAAUUGGAGGGCUUUAUUGGAAAAAGAUCAGCUUCGGAUAGAACAACGAAGGGGACGCGCGUUUAAAGGAUGGAGCGAAGGGAAGAUAUAUUUCCCUCCGACUUACAAAUAUUCAAAUAAUUCGGAUAGAUACGCGGGUGAUGAUAUGCACCCGAAAGAAAAACGAAGAACUCCCGCAUGGUGUGAUCGAAUAUUGUGGUACGGUAGAGGACUCCAUCAAAUGUCAUAUGUUCGCGGGGAAUCAAGAUUUUCGGAUCAUAGGCCCGUUUACAGCAUAUUUAUAGCCGAAGUUGAAUCGAUUAACCGUAGCAGAAUCAAGAAAACUACAAGCGCUUCUUCACGAAUCGAGGUUGAAGAACUACUACCGUAUUCAAGAAGAUACGGUGAUGUUAACUUGUAUUAAGGACUUACUUAGCAUUGAAAUCUAGCAUUUUGGAUCUGUUGAACAAAUUGGAAUGUUUCAAGUUGGGAUUACAAGAUCCGGGAUUUUGAACCAGGAUUCUGGCUAAAGAAUGUUUCAAGGAUCAAGAUAUCAAGUUCUUCAAGACGGUUGACCUUUUGCUAGAUCUAAUGAUCAAAACACUUCAUUUCUUGAUCCAACGGAACUCACUCGUGUUGUCAUGAUGAAAAAAGUGUUUGGUGUUCACUGAUCAGACAUGAGUGUUCAUCAUGCUUUUGGAAUAAGUUGUACAUUGUGCAUUAAGAGUUGUACAUUGGAAUUUCUGCAUAAAGUUUAGGGGACAGAAAUGGGAUUUGAAGCUUUUGUUGUUUGGUUUGAGGGAUUGAUGAUUUUAUACUGAAAAGGUGGAAUUUUUACUGAAAAAGAUAAAGUUAAAGAUUGUUAGUGAUUGUGUCACUCACUGAUGCUUCAUUUUCCUUUGGGUUGUAAGUUGUACCAAAAGGAAAGAUAAAUAAUCAAUCUUCUUCUACUUUGCCAUUGCAA